Molecule: messenger RNA, 2197 nt
Organism: Solanum tuberosum (potato)
Lineage: Eukaryota; Viridiplantae; Streptophyta; Magnoliopsida; Solanales; Solanaceae
Product: probable transcription factor PosF21
Exons: 5
Coding region: 495-1931 (478 amino acids)
Biological process (GO): regulation of DNA-templated transcription
Cellular component (GO): nucleus
Molecular function (GO): DNA-binding transcription factor activity
Source: RefSeq, a predicted model, not a curated record
UUCUCUUUCAUAUUAGUACAAGUUAUUUUCAUUUUCUCUUACAAAUUCAACCGUAAUCACCGCCAUUUUCAGCGGGAAAUUCACCUUCUCUCCAAAAUCCCAUUUUUUUUCUCUAUAACCCCACCCCCCACAACUUCACUUUCAUCAAUGUUUGCACGUUUGUCUCUCAUCACAUUCAACUGUAGCUCCUUUAAAUUUUGACUCUAAACUUUCAGGUACUCCGUUUUCUUCCUUGCUCUGUUUUUCUCAAUCUUGUUAUUCGUUCAUCUGUUGUUUGGGGUUUUGUGCUUGCUGAAAUUGAUUAGUUGAAUUGGAUUGGGUUGAAUCAGUUUUUUUUUGGGGUUUAAGGAGUUUUUCUAUCUAGGGUUUUUCUGGGAGCUGAAAUUUUGAUUAAUUUGAUGAGAAUUGCUGAAGUUCUUUGAUUAUUACGAAGAAAUAGCAUUUGGGGUGUCGGAAAAAUUGAAUCUUUUUGCGGGUUUAUUUGUUGAUUUUUGAUGGCUCAGUCUAAUUCUAAGCCACCUAUGAGUGGUCAUAAUUUUGGUGUUGGAGCUGCUUCUCAUGUGAGGUCUUUAUCUCAAUCGAGUAUUUUCUCGAAUAGUUGUUUGCCCCCAUUGAGUCCUUUUCCUCCUAGUGAGCCGGGGAUGGUGUCGGGUCAUUCUAGCUUGAAGGAUAUAUCUAUGGAGGAAGUAGAUGUGAAUUCUCAAGGUCUAGGAGUUGUGUCUUCGUUUACGAGGGAUGGUCUUCCUCCUCGGAAGGGGCAUCGUCGAUCUAAUAGUGAUGUUCCAUUGGGAUUCUCGGCUAUGAUUCAGUCUUCACCUCUGUUGAUGCCUAUAAGUGGUCAGAAGAUUUUUGGGAGAGCAGUGAGUCUUGGGGAUAGCAAUGGAAAGAUUGAUGAGAGGAAACCAAAGGGAGAGGUUACAGAUGAGUUGUUGUUUUCCUACAUGAAUUUGGAAAAUAUAGAGACAUUGAACGGUUCUGGCACGGAGGAUAGAGAUAAGGACAGCAUUGUCAGUGGGACAAAGCUAAGCGGUUGUGAGAGCAGCAAUAAUGAAGCAGAAAGUGUUAUGAAAGGGAAUACUGUUAGUAUCCAACCAACAAGUUUAAGGGAAGGAACCAAGAGGAGCGCUGAUGCGAAUAUUGCUCCAGCUGCACGUCACUUUAGGAGUCUUUCCAUGGAUAGUGCUAUUGGAAAUUUUCACUAUGGCGACGAGUCACCAAACUUACCAACUUCUCUGGUGAUGCGUUCUGGUCAGCUUUCACCAAGUAAUUCAGGAAAUGAAAGUUCGAGCAAGCACAAUCUUGACUUCGGAAAUGCUGAAUUUAGUGAAGCUGAGAUGAAGAAGAUUAUGGCAGAUGAAAGACUUGCUGAGAUUGCAGUUUUAGAUCCUAAGCGUGCUAAAAGGAUACUGGCUAAUCGUCUGUCUGCUGCUCGAUCCAAGGAGCGUAAAACGCGUUACAUCUCAGAAUUGGAACACAAGGUUCAAAAGCUACAGACAGAAACAACUACCUUAUCCACACAAGUUACCAUCCUGCAGAAAAAUUUUGUUGAGAUUUCAAGCCUGAACAGUGAGCUGAAAUUCCGCAUCCAAGCCAUGGAACAACAGGCUCAGCUUAGAGAUGGAGGCAUGAUUUUCUUUAACAGUUCCACAACAUCAGCAUCUCCUAUUGAAAAGCAUCCGAACUUCAAUAUUACCAAAUGCUGUGUCACCGACAGUCAAAGAACUCUGCAUGAGGCAUUAACUGCAGAAGUCCAACGUCUAAAACUUGCAGCUGGGGAACAUAGGGAGGAAGGACGGUUGCCUAAUAACAUGACACAACAGACGCCAGUAAAGCAUAAUAUGUUCCAGAUGCAGCGUCAACAGCCGAGUCAAAUGCAACAAUUAUCUGUUGGUAAAACACCUGCGGCUUCAGCAACACCUGCAUCUGCCUAGUGGGUGAACAUAAAGCCUUGAGGAGGUGAAGAUAAUCUCUACGUGAAGCCAAAAAGUUUAUUAUCAAUUAUCGGUCUCACAUGCUACGCACAAACACUGAGAAACUAAGCUCUCAGAUAUUAGUAUUUAUAUAAGUUUCUUAUGUGUGUCUGGCUACAAUUUAUACCAUAUGUAGUGAAUCAUUAUUUUGUUCUUUGGAAAUAACUGUAUCAAUAAAUUGGAGUCAAAUUUUGUGGUGCCAAUGUUUUCUCCUCUACUGUUCUCUA